Molecule: messenger RNA, 4176 nt
Organism: Triticum urartu
Lineage: Eukaryota; Viridiplantae; Streptophyta; Magnoliopsida; Poales; Poaceae
Source: RefSeq, a predicted model, not a curated record
AUGGAGGUUAGUGUUAAACUUCCUAUGAGAACUUCAGGUAUCUGUGCGACCGACGGGCUAACCCAUAUGAUAGGAAUGCUUGGGGGUGACAUAGAGAUUGCAUUAUUUGAGCUCUCUCCUGCAAUAUUUAGUAAGAAUAGUAUGCAGUACUGGAAUGCUUAUCUUAUAUCAAUGAGGCUUCGGUUCGAUCAUGUCUUCACCGCCGCCCAACCCGUCUCUUCCGCUGCCGGUCACGACCGUCGCCCCGCUCCUGCCCGUGCCGGGAUCCUCCGUCGCGCCCGCCCCCGUCGUCCUCACCCCGGAGGUGUCCGGGGUGCUGCGGGACCUAACACAGGCGGUCCAGGAGAUCCAUCUGUUCUUGGCUGGGUCCUAUGGGCCGCACCCGGCUGCGCCGCCCAUCACUGCCACCGCGCCGCCGUGGCUGCCGUGGCAGCCGCCGCACCAAGCGGCCCCCGCGCGCUCGCCGGGCUGCUGCAGCAGCCGCUGCAGCCGCCAUCCAUUGCCCCGUCCUGGCUGCCGUGGCAUCCGCCGCACCAAGAGGCCUCCGCCGCGCUCGUCGGGCUGCUGCAGCAGCCGCUGCAAUUGCAAUCCACCGCCACCACCGCCCCGUCCUGGCUGCCGUGGCAGCCGCCGCACCAGGUGGCCUCCGCCGCGCUCAUCAGGCCGCUGCAGCAGCUGCCAUCCACCGCCCCACCCUGGUUGCAGUGGCAGCCACUGCUCCUAGCGACCUCCGCGGCGCCCGGCGCUCCGCCGCAGCAGCCGCUGCAACUGCAGCAGCCAUCACCAGUCAGCUCCGGCCCCGCAUCGACCGCGUCGACGGGAGUCGCGAUCCACCAGAUCAAGUUCCCGCCGUCGCCAUCACCGCUUCACCAGGGCGUCCCCAUCCAGCAGAUCAAGCUUCCGCCAUCGCCGUCACCGCUUCCAGCUUGGAUCACUACCCGCCACGUGUCGACGACGGUGAGGCUGCAGGCUGCUGCACGCGGCCUCCUAGCGCGUCGGCGUGUGCGGGAGUUGCGUGGUCUGCAGCUGCCGCUCCUCCCAGUUGCGCUUCGCUGCGCAAAGGACCUCGAUCUCGUCCGCUGCGUCGGGGAUCUUGGGCAUGCUGUUUUCCCCACGGACAACGCCCUCAAACAGGACAUAAUAAUCAAGGCAAAUACCAUCGAUGCUGCAGCAGGAGAAAUACUCGGUAUUCUAGAUGGCAUCAACAAAUACGAAAGAAAAAUCUACUUUUUUGGUUGGUGUGGACUCGGGGCAUCUGCUGCUCUCAGAGUGGCAGCCCAACGCCUGAAAUCACUGGCUGCUAAAGGAAGGAAGUUUGACAAGGUUGUCCACGUGGAUUGCACAUUGUGGCAAAGCAUGAGAGCCUUGCAAAAGGCAAUUGCUGAGGAGCUAGAGCUUCCCCAGUCGGUGAUGGCCAUCUUUGAUCAGCAUGAUGAGGAGGAUGAUUUCAAUGGGAUAGACCAAGGCUCCAGAGGGGUUUUAUUGGAUGUCAGAGAGGAGAUCUUCAGAAAGCUUGCUAGUAGUACGUUUGUGGUGUUUUUUCACAACGGGAGCAACCACUACAUUGAUUUGUACGAGUGUGGUGUCCCUGUAACAACAUUUUUGAGUAACAAGGUCGUGUGGACCUGGGGUGGGGGUUUUCAUUUGCCCAAUAAAAGUCUGGAACGUCAGCUUAGAAACAAUAUGGUUGAUGUUUUCGUGGGAAGUGAAGACUGGCACGAUCAUGUAUUGCAUCAAGAGGCCGCGGAGGUUGCCAAGCGCGUGGGUAUUCUUGAUCCUGAUAAGAUCGUAGAGUGCUUCCAGUAUGCUUGGGCAAGAAGACUUGUGAGUGAUAUUGACUGGGAGAUGCAUGCUUCAAACUAUUGGGUAAGCGACGGGAUUAUACAAGGUCAAGGCGAUACAUCGGCAUGGGAGGUUGGCAAUGCUUUGAAGAGAAACGUACACUUGGAUCGGAUUGUGGAGAAUAUUUACUAUGAGAAAGAGAUUGGUGGUCGCAUUUCCAGUCCUAAUGGCUGUUGGGUUUCAGCCACACACCAAACCCUACUACAUGAUGAUAAUCGCGUGUUGCCUCCUCGGGCGACAUCCUUCUUCCUUCUAACAGAAGAAUCAGAGGGUAGGAGGGUGGUAUUACCAGCUGCCAUGUUCCCACACAACAAUAGGCUACGGGUGUUACAUCUAUCUUGGUGCACCUUCAGUUUUACAUCUCCUCCCUUCUUCUGUUGUAGCCACCUAAGAUUCCUCCUGCUGGACCAUUGCACAGAUGUCAGAGAGGAGGAGCAUCAAAGCAACAACCAAAGCGGAUCAUGUUUCCAGAAGUUGUGGGUGUUGGACCUGAGGUACACAGAUUGGUACUCAAAAACUAUGAUGUGUUUAAUGGAUGAACUCAGGGAGCUGAAUGUGGAGACAGACAAGGAUUGGAUGAGCAUAGUAGAUCGUUGUGGCAAUAGAACAAGCCUUGUCAAGCUCCGAGUAGCUACCAACACAGACUCUGCAACAGAAAUACCCAUUCACUGUCAAGUCCCUAACCUGUCUAGCGCCAGCCUCCUUAAGGAAAUCAUCCUUGAGGACUGUGUUGGAUUGGAACAAGUUGUCACUGAUGUUCUGCCACCAUUGCUUGAGUCAUUUAGUUUCUUCAUCACUGAUGAUGCUAUCCCUAAGAUAUCAAGCAUUUCCUUAGAGGGCCUUGCCAAAUUGAAGAGUGUGCUGCUAAGAGGGGUGAUGGAGAACCUCCAGGAGCUGGAUCUCUCGGGUACAGCAGUGAAGACCCUCGACCUCAGAAAAGUGGUAGCCCUGAACCUCAAGCAGCUCAUCCUACUGGGUUGUGAGAAGCUGCAAACAAUACAACAUCCAUCAAGUAACAAAUGGCCAAGGAGGUUCGAGGUGUUGCGCAUUGACACCAUCCGAUCAGCAUCAUCUGCCCAAGCUAAUUGGGAAGAGAAGACCAAGGAGACUAUUGCUGCUAUAGGAUCAUCUUGUAUUGCUGCAGUUCCUUCUGAAAAACCAGCUACAUCCUUUGAUUGGUACAUCUCUGUAAGGGAUGCAAGGCUCUUUAGGUCGCUAGAGCCCUUUGAAAAAUAUUUCACGAAGAAGUGUGGAUGUAUAGAGAUGGCGUCAUCACCUACAGGUAGUGUUGCUAUUGAUGAUAGUGGACGUGCUCAAGGAAUUAGAAAGCCUGGUCAUUAUUUAUAUGCAAGAGAUAUAAUCUUCCGAGACCACCUGCUGGCUGCUACUGCUAAUGAAGGUGCAAUCGGAUGGAUGUGGGCUUGCUCGUCUGUUCCUGCUGUUGAUGAAUCCGUGAGCUGGUACGUCCACAUACAAGAUGAAGAGGAGAUAAAGAGUGGAUUACUGCAGCAACAAGGCAACAUCCAAGGAACUAGUACUGGUGUUGCUUUAAUCCCUGAUUUUAUAUGUUACAGUGCUAUAACACUGUGUGUGCAUGAUAGCUUGUCCAUCACUAGCAUCCCAAGCCCACAAGUGCUAUGGUCGAGCAGGUUUACAAAAUCAUGGAGCUACCUUCGAUGGUGUCGAGUUGAGAGAUGCCCCAAGCUAAGCUCUGUAUUUCCUACCCCCACACGAAGUGAUGAUGGGAAUGAUUAUGAGAUAGUUGAAUGCUUUUCUUGGUUGACCACGUUCCGGGCAUCCCAGCUCCUGAAGGCACGCUACAUCUGGAACUGGAGUACAACAUGCAUACCCAGUAAAGAUUCCUUUCAACGCCUAAAAUUCUUGCACCUAGACUAUUGCCCCGGGCUCAUACAUGUGCUCCCCUUAUCCGUAAAUAUGACUACCUUGGGGAACCUAGAGACCCUCGAGAUCGUGUGUUGUGGCGAUCUCAUGGGGAUCUUCCCUUUGGACCCUAAGCGCCAAGAGAAGGAAACAAUUAUAAAUUUCCCCGAGCUGAAGCAUAUCCACCUACACGAUCUCCCCAAGCUGCAGCGCAUCUGUGGAAGUAAGAUGUUUGCGCCAAAGCUCGAGACUAUCAAGACAAGGGGCUGCUGGAGCCUGAGGUGCCUGCCCGCCGUUGCCAAGCAAUGCCCGGAGGUGGACCGCGAGAAGGAAUGGUGGGACAUCUUGGAGUGGGCCGAGGUGGAUGCAAACCACCACCCUUCGCUCUACAAGCCGAGCCACUCGAGGUACUACAAGAAGGCCCAACUGCCGAGAGGCACCGUACUUAGGUGA